This is a messenger RNA of Alternaria ethzedia, 525 nucleotides long. RefSeq lists its product as uncharacterized. Lineage: Eukaryota; Fungi; Ascomycota; Dothideomycetes; Pleosporales; Pleosporaceae. The coding region runs from base 1 to 525 and encodes 174 amino acids. The transcript has a single exon. The record is from RefSeq and is a predicted model, not a curated record.
AUGUUGACCAACCGUCGCUCGACCAUGAUGGUACCUCCAAACCGCAUGCCCAGCUGGCAUCCCCACUCGAAAGGCACCAUGCCUCAGCAGCCCUCAUCAACGCCUCUUGCAAUCGAUACUGAAGCACCUCAAAGUCGCACACCCGCCGUCUUGACAUCAACGACGUCCGACCUGCCCGGCCAUCGCGUCAUUCGCGUCCUCGGUGCCGUCCACGGAACUACAAGCGCGACGCGCAAAGACCCGAAAUCCUUCAUUAAGAACAUCGCAAGCAGUUUCAACAGCAGUUGGGGAGAGGCCAAGAGCGUGACGAGUAUCGUAUACCAGGCGCGCGAUCAAGCCAUCGACAGACUUGUGAAAGAGGCCAUAAGCAAGGGUGCGAAUGCCAUUGUUGGAUUAGACAUUCGGGAAAGCGAAAUCAUGGGCUGUGUGGUGGUGAGCGUCAGUGGCACGGCGGCUUGGGUUGAGAAGGAGAACCAGGGCAAUGUCAAGAGGGAUAGCGCGCAAGAGGCUGAUCCCUUUCGAUGA